Hylaeus anthracinus is the source of this 2713-nucleotide messenger RNA. RefSeq names its product GPI transamidase component PIG-T (gene PIG-T). Gene Ontology annotation, cellular component: GPI-anchor transamidase complex. Bases 313 to 2022 code for a protein of 569 amino acids. The record is from RefSeq and is a predicted model, not a curated record. NCBI's taxonomy places the organism in Eukaryota, Metazoa, Arthropoda, Insecta, Hymenoptera, Colletidae. Gene Ontology annotation, biological process: attachment of GPI anchor to protein. The transcript has 8 exons.
CUUAUACAGUCUUCAUGAUUACCAUCUAACGAAAAAUCUUCUGUAAAAUCUCUAGAUUCCGUUUCCAUUUUUUUAUCCUACUGUGUGUUUACAUUCCUCUAGUCGAUGUUUGCCGAUAUCAGCAAUGAAUUAGAAAUAAUUAAAGAAUGUAACAUAACAUGGAUACAAAUGUCUGAUUGUUUCUAAUUCUUCAGUUUAAUUGCUGAAGUUCUUUCCCAUGUAAAACAUAAAAUGGUAAACAUUGAUUUGACGGAUAAAACGGUAUUGAUAACAUACCACAUUGGUUAAAGGUACUCGUGCUCCGUUUAAAAUAUGUAUUCGUACGCUUUAGUAUUAUUUUUAAUACUUGUCGGUAUUAUAAGACCCAUAUAUUCGCACAAUGAUUAUUUCGAUGAGGAGUUGAUGUUGAAACCACUGCCAAGUAGUCAUGUUUAUGCGUAUUUUCAAUUUACCACGGUAUGGGAGACGUCGAAGGAAGCUAAAACGUUACAACAUUCCCAUUUAUUUCCAAGAGGACUUGGUGAAAUUAUAAGUCGUCAUGGUGUAGACGAAUUACAUCUCACUUUAACCAAAGGAUUGUGGAGCUAUGAAAAAUGGGGAUAUCCUUAUCAUGAUGCUGGUCCUGGUGCAGAGAUAACUACAUGGUUUCACAAAGAUGUCACUGAUGUUGACGAUGAAUGGAAAAGUCUAACAAAUGCUCUAGCUGGACUAUUUUGUGCCUCCUUGAAUUUUGUUAAUCCUUCCAAUAGUAUGUCUCCAGAAUUUACAUUCCGCCCCACAGGUGCUGUAGAGCAUAGCAUGAAUUCUAGUCAUUUACGGUAUUCAUCAUUACCAAGAGAAAUAGUUUGCACAGAAAAUCUAACACCAUUCAAAAAAUUACUACCAUGUAACUCAAAGAAAGGUUUGGCAACAUUGUUGAAUUCCGCAUAUAUUCAUAACACAAAUUAUCAUUCCAUCGGUAUACAUUUCCGAGUGAUAUGUUCAAACGCGAUGUGUACGAAGACAUCGUUGGAAUUGAAACAGACUGUCUCAUUGAUAUAUGAUACUAUGGUUGACGUGUCACAGGAUUGGUCGAUUCGGAAAUUCUUCGGAAUGGGAAUUAAGGGAGCAUGUCCUCUCGCUACGCUAAGCAAUGUAUAUAUCGAUGUAUCUAAUAACAAUACAAAUCAAAUUUAUCGAUUAUUGCCGCCUCCGAGUGCCAAAAUAACUAGUUUUCGCGGAGGGCAACAAAAUGAAAUUGCAGUUUACGAUAUCAGGUCGCAUUCUACGAAGGGAAUGUUCAAUAUCGGGGUUGCGCAUAAUACUGGCUUUAAGGCCAGCUUGAAUUAUCCUUCGGUUUUGUUUGCCAAUAGAUACAUUAUAGGAUAUGGUCAAGAGAGGGGUAGUUUAGUAACGAAACUUUAUAAUAAUUACUGGCAACCGCUCGACAUUGUUUUAUUAGAAAAUAUUCCAUGGUAUUUACCAGUAUAUCUACAUUCUGUCACAAUAACCUGUGGAGACAAGCAGAUCGUUCCAUUGGCGCAGCGUUAUCUACCUGGCAAAGAAAGAAAAAGUCCAUACUAUCUAGAAAUGGUUUUGCGUUUACCACCGCAAUCGGUUACCAAAUUUUCUAUAGAAAUGGACUACUCGUUUCUCAAGUGGCAGGAAUAUCCACCGGAUGCUAAUCAUGGAUUUUACAUGGGCUCAGCCAUAAUUACCGCGUUACUCCCCAUCGCGAGAAACUAUACCUCGCUACCACUCGAUGGAAGUACUGUAACUUCAAGUUUUAACGCUUCAAGAGAUGGAUAUUUGGUACAGCUAAGAACAGAAUCAUUACUAAUCAGCCUUCCUACGCCUGAUUUCAGUAUGCCAUACAACGUAAUUUGUUUAGCGUGUACAGCAGUCGCUCUAGCAUUUGGCCCGCUUCAUAAUAUUUCAACGAAACGAUUGGUAUUAAAACGAAUCGAGAUGGAUUGGAAAGAGAAAUUGUUUUCUUUUUUAAUGGAAAAGAUUGUUAAACCAAAGAAGAAAAAGCAAGAAUAAAAAUAUGUGAUUUAUUAACGUGUUCUUAAAUUAAAUGGAAUAUUUGAAACUGUUAUAGCGAAAUGAAAACUAGCAGUUAAGGUUAUAAAGUCUGUGUAUCACGCAACGCCGAACAAAAUUUGAUCAAAGUAACAAUUACAAUGAAAAUGAAUACUCAUUAAUCGCUCGCAACGACUGACAAUUGACAAUUAAUAUCAUCAUUUGUUUUUCUUGCGACUAUUGUUAAUUAAAUUAAUGGUUAAACAAUCGUCGCAAACGAUUCAUUUGAAUACUUAAUAAUAAUAAUCACAAUUAAAAUUUUUAAUCGCAUGCCAUAACAGAAUAAUGCCCAACUGUGAUAUGAUGUUAGUGUAACGAGAUGCGGGAUGAGAUCAAACUUCUUUCGAUUGUAUAAAAAUGAACGAUUCUCAAUUUGAUUUUAUUAUUCUCUACUAUUCUGUCUAUUUUGUUUGUUUGUAAUAUGUUACAUAAAGUAUAAAAAAUGCUCGCAAUUCUUUAUUUGAUGGCAUUAGAUCUAUAACUUGAUAAUACCGGGAUUAAGUUGAUCCGUUAUUUUAUAAAUGUUAGUCAGGAAAUUUUUCGUGAAAAACUUUACAAUGCACCGCAAAUUAUAGAAUCAUGUAUAUUUAUAAUCUUUUUAAUGUUUAAUAAUCGUGUAAAAUAGAAACAAUAAAUAUUGUAACAAAUGUAA